Molecule: messenger RNA, 1313 nt
Organism: Fundulus heteroclitus (mummichog)
Lineage: Eukaryota; Metazoa; Chordata; Actinopteri; Cyprinodontiformes; Fundulidae
Product: phosphatidylcholine transfer protein
Exons: 6
Coding region: 62-703 (213 amino acids)
Molecular function (GO): phosphatidylcholine binding; phosphatidylcholine intramembrane carrier activity
Source: RefSeq, a predicted model, not a curated record
CGCGCCUGUCUCCGGGCUUGCGGCUCAGCUGGCGGCCGCUGUCAGAGGAGCUUUGGCCGUCAUGUCGCUGCUGUUCACGGAUGAGGAGUUCCGCAGCGCCUGCAAGGAGCUGGACGAGCCGCAGCUGGACGGAGGCUGGGAGCUGUUUACUGAGACCAUGGGGGUCAAGAUCUACCGGCUGUACGACAAGGACACUGGACUUUAUGAGUACAAAGUCUUUGGUGUGCUCGGUGGCUGCAUCCCUGACCUCUGCGCAGACGUCUACAUGGACUUGACGUAUCGGAAACACUGGGAUGGAUACGUAAAAGAGCUGGAUGAGAAGGACUUCGGUGGAGACAGAGCGAUCUACUGGGAAGUGAAAUACCCGUUUCCUCUCUCAAACAGAGAUUAUGUGUACGUGAGAGAGCGGAGAGACCUGGACGUGGACGGCCGAAAGAUCUGGGUGAUCCUGGCCAGAAGCUCACCGCAGACUUCAUGUGCGGAGAAGAAAGGCGUGCUGAGGGUGAACGACUACAAGCAGAGUGUUGCCAUGGAGAGCGAUGGAGCCAAUGGCACGCGAGUGUUCAUGCACUACUUUGACAACCCCGGCGGCAUGAUUCCUACCUGGCUGGUGAACUGGGCAGCGAAGAGCGGGGUCCCGGGCUUCAUUAAGGAUUUGCAGACGGCCUGCAGCAAUUACAAAACGUACUGCGAGGGGAAAUGAGAGCAGCGGACGGUGAUGGCGGCUCACUCUAAAGAGCUUUGAUGAAUUUUCUUGCUUUGUCUUUUGGGGGAGGGGGUGCUAUAGGGUGGUGUUUUGGGUGAAUGCGGCAUGUUUCUCGCAGCUCUUCCUGUUUACCCGGGCAUGACGCGCUCGACCCUCGUUGAAAGGCUGCUGUGAAUGGAUCGGGUUCUGAUGUACCGCGGCAACCAUGUGAUGCACUCCUCGCCCUCUGGCCUUUAGCGACUUUCAGGGGAUAUUUUAUGUGACGCUCCGAAGAUCUAAAAAUGUUAAUCAUUCCUUAUGUCUCUAUUUGCUGAAAACAAUCUGCCUUGUUCUUGUUUACUGUCUGUGUUGAAUGAAACAGAUGUGAUAUACUUUAAGCUUGACCACUUUUGGGAUCGUGCACUAUUUGAUUUUGCUGGAAUUCACCUUUUGUUGCAAUAAAGUGGAUUUAUACAAAUAUUCACAGGUGCAGAAAUUAUGCGGUGGCGCAUAUGAGCUAAAGUUACUGGAUUAUUUCAUGCUGUACCCCUGUACCUUUGGGCUCCUUUUGUUCUGGUAAUGAAUGGAGUGUAGCUGUGUUAAUGCAAAUAAAUUCAAUCUGAAUUUA